CCAGCUCCAUUAUAAUUAUUCUUAAAAGACUUGGCCUUUUCAACAGCUUGAAGGUGGUACUUACGUGGUGUGCUGCCAUGAGAGCCAUAAAAGUGUUCACGCAGCUUUUCGGUGGCCUUUUUUAGCAGAUUGCGUUGCACCGUAAAGCAUUCUUUAUGGUGCAACGCAAUCUGCAAUACCAGAAUGAGAAUAUCUGUGGUAUCUUCUGCAAAAUUUUGUUGAGACCAAUUUCAAGCUGUCUCAUUUGUUUUGCACCCAGAGAC
Messenger RNA from Geodia barretti, 263 nucleotides. NCBI's taxonomy places the organism in Eukaryota, Metazoa, Porifera, Demospongiae, Tetractinellida, Geodiidae. The record is from the annotation of a GenBank genome assembly.